AAUACAGUUAGUCUUCUACUAUAAUAAGUACAUUCCUCAAUUUACAACAACUAGCUGUUCCCACGACUUCGCACACGUAAAUUAUAGAAUAUGUUAACCUUAGCUACCUGUGGGUGAAAGAAUUUGUGCAAAUAAACAAUUAAAUAUUUCCUUCGAAAAUUGGACAUACUGUAAUAUGCCGAUAUUUUCUGUGAGCAUCCAAACCAGAAGGUCUACUCUGUUUCUCCGAAAACGAAAAUUCGUCUAUUUUCAUAACCCUUAUACGACUCUAAAGGAAUACAUUUUCGAUAAUUAAUAAUGAAACGGAGGUAGGACCCUGACAUUGCUUCUGACGUACAGAUAAUAUCGACGCAUGAUUUAAAAAAAAAUUGUAAGAGCCAUUCGAAAUUUUUGUAAUUUUCGUUCGUAAACAAACAGAGUAACCCCUCUGUCCAGUCAUGACCAUUAUCGCCAUUAUGUAUUAUAUUUUUGUUAAAUUUAAUUCUUAUUUGAAACGCAGAGUGCAAGCGAAGUAGCUUUAACAAUGCCAGUGUCUCCCGGUGGCUGGAAUGAAGAAGGACAAGCGGCCGGUCCGUCGGAUGGCCUGUCGUGGCGACGGCUGCACAUGUCACGGGCAAAGCUUAAAGCAACCGCUACCACAUCAGAACUCCUAUCAGGUUUCGCUAUGGUUGCAAUGGUGGAACUUCAAAUCAAUGAGCCGACGAACGUCCCAGAAUGGCUGUUUGUCAUGUUCGCCGUGUGCACUACGGUACUGGUAGCCGUACAUAUCUUCGCCCUGAUGAUCUCUACAUACUUAUUACCAAAUAUUGAUGCGGUAAGCAAGAUGGAAACGCCAGGGGGGCCAGCCAGAGCCCUAAGGGACUCCCCGCACGAGAGAAUGAGGGGAUUCAUCGAGCUCGCGUGGGCGUUCAGUACAGUUUUAGGUCUAUUUCUGUUCCUAGUAGAAAUAGCAAUAUUGUGUUGGGUGAAGUUUUGGGACUACUCCUUCGCUGCCGCCACUGCAGCCACCGUAAUUGUCAUACCAGUGUUAAUAGUGUUCGUGGCAUUCGCUAUUCAUUUCUACCACUCCCUAGUGGUACAGAAAUGCGAGACCUCAGUACAGGACAUCGAGCAAUUGGAAAGCAUGAAGAGGGAUUUGGAUACAGCCACCGUCAAAGUGAACAUGUUCUGAAAAUAGAAGAGGAAAUAGCGUCGGGGCAUAAUCUACUUUGGUGCUAUUAAAAUGAGCUUGGUUCUUCUACAACUAAGAACCUUGCCAUGUAGGAAAUUCGGGGUUGUUUUGAGCUUGGUUUUCCGCAACCAAGAACUUUAUAGGAAAAUGAGUUGCCGCUUAGUUAGCUUGUGAAACGAUAAGAUAUCGGUAUAGCAGCUAAUCUUAACGAGAUCUUACGCCGAACUAUGUUUCGAGGGAGAAUGAGAAAUGUAGAGAGAUAAGUACCGAGCCAUAAUUUACUUAAAGUUCUUUAGACUUCAUGAUGAGUAAGCCACCGAAAAAAAAUCUGAAUAAUCUGGUUCUAAGGCUUAUACCUAUUUUUUUAUCCUAAUAGUAUUAUGUGUGAAUGCAAUAACAGUAUGAAUGUUUGUUUCUUCCUCAAUUGUGUAGAAGUUUUUGUGAUUUGUAUUUUGGUAUGUCUAUAUAAAUGUAUGUUAAUAUAAAUAAAAAGUUAUAAGUAUAAUUAAUGCAGAAAGAAUAAAAGGCAAAAGCAAGACAUGAAUUAUAUAAAUACAAUCUUGGAAUUCUUUUAUAAACAUAGCCAAAUAAAUUAAUACUUGUGAAACCAUUUGACUGAGGCGAAGGAUUUUACGAUGGUUACUGCCUAGGUAAUAACAUUUUUAAUAUCUGUCAUUUUUACGAAAAACAAUCAUCAUGCCGCAUCAAACGACCUCGUCUUGAUGAGAUCAUAAAAAAACUUACUCAACGCCCACCAGAGGUAAUAUAACCAAAGUGUUAUUUAGAACAAUAUCGUGUCAAUACACUAAUAUUCCACAAUCUUAAAAUUCCACUCAGAAGCGUAACCUUCAUUGGUGUCAAAAGCUUUUUUUUUUGUAUGAGUUAUCUCAAUAAAAAAAUAUACGUAUGAAGUUUUAUAAUGACAUAAACAAGAAGA
Molecule: messenger RNA, 2108 nt
Organism: Diatraea saccharalis (sugarcane borer)
Lineage: Eukaryota; Metazoa; Arthropoda; Insecta; Lepidoptera; Crambidae
Source: the annotation of a GenBank genome assembly